Messenger RNA from Vitrella brassicaformis, 2904 nucleotides. The record is from the annotation of a GenBank genome assembly. Lineage: Eukaryota; Vitrellaceae.
CCCAGAUACACGAACGAAUUGACGGCUUUCAUGCGACUCAGGAGGGCCUUCAUGCACAGCUGAGUCGAAAACAGCCGACCGAAAUGGCUUGCUUGAGCAUCGCGGAGCAUCUCAUCUCCCGUUUGGUUGAGGUGGGCAUCGACGCCGUGUUUGGCGUGCCCGGGGACUUCAACCUUCGUCUGAUGGACGUGCUGGAGAAGUGCGUCAAUGCGGGUGCCGACGGGGACGGCCCGUGCCACCAGGCCCUGAGAUGGAUUGGGACGUGCAACGAGCUCAAUGCAGCGCAUGCGGCUGACGGGUGGGUAGAGAUUGUGCACAACACGACUCCCUCACACACGGACAGGUGGAUGGAUGUGUUUCGUGCUCUUCGUUUGAUUGGUUCAGGUAUGCGCGAAUGCGCGGCGUGGGAGCCCUGGUGACGACAUUCGGUGUGGGCGAGCUUUCGGCUCUCAAUGGCAUCGCAGGCAGCUGCGCUGAGAGGGUGCCGGUGAUUCACGUUGUCGGCGCGCCAUCGCUGGCUGCGAUGGGGCGGCGGAUGCUGCUGCACCACACACUGCCUGAGAACAUACUCGCCAAUAGGUCGGUGAGAGAAUGGACACACGAAUAGGCAGAGAUGCACAGACAGACAUGCCGAUUGCAGCUCGAAUUUCCGGAUUUUCUAUGAGAUGUCGUCACGGCUGUGCUGCGACUCCGCGUACCUCAACAAGCCGGCCAGGUGAGCUCAGUGUGGGUCUCAUGCACGACCAAUGAAUGUGUUGGCUCUCGUCUGUUUGUCUGUGUGUGUGCAGUGCGGCAGCGGACAUCGACAGAGUCAUCAUAAGCGCGCUCCACGUGAGAAGUGACGUCGAACCAGAACGCGCCACACCUUCCACUGUCCACUUGUCUGGACAGAAGCGACAGCCAGUGACGAUCUACCUCCCACAAGACAUCGUCGACCAUCCAGUGCCCGAUGCACACGCGCCCCUCGCCCCACCAGACGGCAGCAACCUCGAGAUCACAUUUUUCGACAGCGUAGCGGGCGGCGGGCGGACGAUGGCUCUCGUCACGGCCAGGAGUGACGAGACCUCAUUGACAGAAGCCACCGAGCUGGCGGCCAUGAAAAUCAACAAUGCCGAAAAGCCGGUGUGUGAGGGACGACACACAGACAGGGCGGGUGGCGCCUUAUGCUGUGUGCUUAUGUGUGUAUGGUGUGUGCAGGUGUUCAUCUUUGACGUGGGUGUGCACCGGUUCAACCUGCAGUCGGCCGUGCUGCGGCUGCUGGAGCGGUGCCAGAUCCCCUUCGCGACACAUCUCAUGGGGAAGGGAGUCAUUGGCGAGGACCAUCCGUGCUACCUGGGCCACUACAUCGGCCGCCUGAGUGAGACCAGCGUCCGACAGAGAGUCGAGGACAGCGACUGCCUGGUCGGUCAACACACACACACACACACAUCAAGGUGCCAUCUCUUACCCUCUGUGUGCAGGUGGUGGUCGGUGCGUGCCUCUCUGACGUCAACACGGGCUUCUUCACAUCAGUCGAGUACUCAAUAGAGGUCCACCAGGGCACCAUGAGAGUCGGCAAAGCGUGGUUCACCGACGUCUCGGUCCGGACACACACCCACGCCCGCCCACAGACCCACACACCCCAUACUGUCUGUCUGUCUGUCUAUCUGUAGGAGGCCGACGCACUCACUCGGCUGACGGAUCUGAUCACCCCCAGACAUUUCGACGCCAGCAGAUCCUUCUCGCGGACGUCGAUCGCAUCCCUGGGCGCUGAGGAGGACGGAGAAACUGAGGGCGACACGCCGCUGAGCAACCACCAUUUCUACCUCAACUGCCGGCUGCCUGCUGGUGCGGUCAUUGUGGCGGAGACCGGCACGCCAAUGAUGGCCCUGGUGAGUGAGUUGAUUGGGCUGUGGGAACGAUGGAUAGAUGGGGAAUGAUGCGUGUAUACAUUGUGGUGUGGCGUGUGCAGUCGCACUACCGUCUACCGAAAGGCGGGUCCAUCCUGAUGCAGCCGCUCUGGUGCUCGAUAGGUGCGCGCCCUCACUCAGCACAGCACAUACUCCACACACACGUCCACACAUACAAACUUGUUUCCCAUCUCCUUGGUGUGGGCGGGGGGACACAUACUUGAAGGAUGGUCGGUCGGUGCGGUUGUUGGUGCCGCAAUCGCAGCACACCCCACCCAUGCACCAUCUGCUGCUGGUGGUGGUGCUAACGAUGCUGCUAGUGGUGGCGGUUGUGAUCACGGGGAGUCGCCCAGAGUGUUUCUGUUCAUCGGGGACGGCUCGCUGCAGGUGGCCGCGCAGGAGCUGUCGACCCUAGUACGCUGCGGGCUGCCGGUGGUGGUGUUUGUCAUCAACAACCGGGGAUACACCAUCGGUCAGCAAGGCGAUCCAAUCCACCACACACAUGCACAUCUCCCUCUCUCUCUUCGUCUCUCAGAGCGUGUUGUGCAUCCCUCGGGCGCACAUGCGGCCUACAAUGACGUCCAAAACUGGGACUACUGCGGCCUUCUUUCGGUGUUUGGCGGACAGCGGGGCGUCCGUGUCGAGACGCUGGGGCAGCUACGCGAGGCCAUGGCGGCCGUGGUGGGCGGUGGGUGUCAUGUGAAAGGCCCGAUGCUGGUGGAGGUGGUGAUAGACCAGAUGGAUGUGCCAGAGGGGAUGAUGAGCGCUUUGGCUGAAAAGGCCAAGAUGACCAUGAACAACCAGACCGCUCAGAGUUAGCUUGUACUCCGCUGUGAGGGGUGCCUUGUCUGUCUCCUUUUGUCUGUCUGCAUAGCGUGCCUAUGUGUGUUUGUGUGUGUAAGAGAGGGUGUGUGGCAAACUGCCUGUUUUGCCUGUUUUGCUAGUCUGUAAGGCUAAUGUGCAUAGGCCACUGGGUAAGGGUAAGGGUGGGAAUGUGGGUGACAGUAGGCUUUGG